AUGAGUAAAUUAUUAGAUCAAGUACGACAAGCAAAUAUCUAUUUACAGCCUGUACAAUUUUCUCUUGCUAUCAUUGCAAAUAUAAUUAAUAUACGUGUACUAUGUUCUCGCGUUCUUCGUAAAUCCCCAUGUACACAUUAUUUUCUUGCUUAUGCUGUAUUUAAUACUAUUUACACUUGUUUGAUAUGUCCAACAUUAUUUCUAAAUGGUUUUUAUAUUGAUUGGACAAGUGGAAAAAUUGGCUGUAAAAUACAUGCUUAUAUAUUAAUUUUAAUUCCAUUUCAAGCAAAUUUAAUGCUUAUUUUAGCUUCAUUUGAUCGUUAUUGUUCAAGUUCAAGAUCACGUCGAAUACAUUCACGAAGUACAAUACAAAAAACAAGAAUAAAUAUCAUCUCUGGUACUAUAUUAUCUGCAAUCUAUAUGUCACCAAUGUUAAUUAUUUAUAAAUGGAAUGAAAUUCAUAAUAAAUGUUUACAACAAACAAAUAUCUUAAUUAGUAUCUAUAUAUUUAGUCAAGUAUUUCUUUAUUAUGUUUUACUUCCUCUUUUAAUGAUGAUAUUUGGUUUUAUGACGAUAUCUAAUAUUCGUCGGCAAUCUAUUCGAGCACUUCCUAUGACUGGUUCUAUGCGACGACGUCGUACUGAAGGACAAUUAGCUCGAAUGUUAAUAUUACAAAUUGUUGUUCAUCUUAUUCUUGUACUUCCCUAUGGUAUUAUAUAUUGUAUGAAUUCAAUUGAAGCAUCUACACGAACACCAACUGUGCUUGCUAUACGAAUAGUUUUUCUCACAUGGCAACAAUGUGAUUAUUUUGUUUCAUUUUUUCUUUAUAUUUUUUCUGCAAGUGUCUAUCGUCGAGAACUUAUUCGAAUAUUAAAAGUUACUAAAACUCGACAAAGAUCAACACAAUCGUUUGCUAAAAAUCGAACAGAUAUUUAUCGAGAUAUGUCAUUAAUUACUACGACAACAUUGUCUGCAAAUGAGACAAUAAACAAUGCUUUUGUAUAA
Messenger RNA from Adineta steineri, 1005 nucleotides. The record is from the annotation of a GenBank genome assembly. NCBI's taxonomy places the organism in Eukaryota, Metazoa, Rotifera, Eurotatoria, Adinetida, Adinetidae.